This is a messenger RNA of Gavialis gangeticus (Gharial), 5402 nucleotides long. It is a transcript of the gene LTBP1, whose product is annotated as latent transforming growth factor beta binding protein 1. The transcript has 32 exons. NCBI's taxonomy places the organism in Eukaryota, Metazoa, Chordata, Crocodylia, Gavialidae. Bases 99 to 4541 code for a protein of 1480 amino acids. The record is from RefSeq and is a predicted model, not a curated record. Gene Ontology annotation, molecular function: calcium ion binding.
ACGUGUGCGGGGGGCGGUGCUGCCAGGGCUGGAGCCAGGCGCCCGGCUCGCAGAGGUGCACCAAGCCUAACUGUGCACCACCAUGCCAAAAUGGAGGGAUGUGUCUACGACCUCAGCUGUGUGUGUGCAAACCAGGGACAAAAGGUAACUCCUGUGAGAAAACUGUCAUGCAAGAUACUUCAUCUGUUGGAGGUCGGGGUCCUGUGGGUCCCCCGUGGCCCAUACCUCAGCAAUCUGCUCAACAGACUUUCUCUAAGAAGGUUGUGCUUCCGCAAAAAGUCGGUCCAAUGGCUCAAAUGGCCUUCACACUCAAGCAGAAGCCACCUGUUGGAUUACCUCAGCAAAUGAAACCACAAAUGAUUCCCCUUUCAUCUCAGACGUUGAUGAUGAAUCUUCAUCAUGGUCAAACACAGGAAUAUGUGAUCAAGCCCAAAUAUUAUCCAGUAAAAAAAGUGAUUUCAGGAGAACAAUCCACUGAGGGUUCAUUGCCUCUAAGAAUGGGCCAGGAUCAACUUACAUCACCUUUCCAGUUGGGAAAUCACACUGGGCGCAUCAAGGUGGUCUUUACACCCAGCAUCUGUAAAGUGACUUGUACUAAGGGCAAUUGUCAGAACAACUGUGAGAAGGGAAAUACCACCACCCUCAUUAGUGAAAAUGGUCACGCUGCUGACACUCUGACAGCCACUAACUUCCGAGUAGUUAUUUGUCACCUUCCGUGCAUGAAUGGAGGCCAGUGCAGCUCUCGAGAUAAAUGCCAGUGCCCUCCUAAUUAUACUGGUAAACUCUGUCAGAUCCCAGUUCAGAGUGCCAAUGGUGCAAAACUUUACCAUCAUCCGCAGCAGGCAAAUAAAGCCAUAGGAUCUCAUGUCAUCCAUUCUACGCAUACUUUACCACUGACUAUGUCUGGCCAGCAAGGAGUAAAAGUGAAGUUCCCUCCUAACAUAGUAAAUAUCCAUGUGAAACAUCCCCCUGAAGCCUCAGUACAGAUCCAUCAAGUGUCAAGGAUUGAUAGCACAUCAACAGGACAGAAAGUAAAAGUAUCCCAGCCCGGACAUCCCCAGGUCCCUUAUCAAGGUCUUCCAUACCAGAAGACCCAGAAAGGACAUAUUUCUUACUCAAGUCAGCAACCCAUUCCUCACGUGUUUCCUGCUUCUGCUAAAACUCAGCUUGGGCGCUGCUUCCAGGAGACUAUUGGAACACAGUGUGGCAAAGCCCUCCCUGGUCUUUCAAAGCAAGAAGACUGCUGUGGAACUGUGGGUACUUCCUGGGGCUUUAAUAAAUGUCACAAAUGUCCCAAGAAGCCAUCUUAUCCAGGAUAUGGUCAAAUGCUGGAAUGCCCUCAAGGUUACAAGAGGAUCAAUGCUACCUUUUGUCAGGACAUUAAUGAAUGCUUGCUGCAAGGGGUAUGCCCUAAUGGGGAGUGCUUGAAUACGAUGGGCAGCUACAGAUGUACUUGCAAAAUGGGAUUUGUUCCAGAUCUUACUCUUUCAAGAUGCAUACCUGAUAAUCCUUUGGUCUCUGAAGAGAAAGGGCCCUGUUACCGGUUUGUCAGUGCAGGAAAGCAGUGCAUGCACCCUCUCUCUGUUCAGCUCAGCAAGCAGCUCUGCUGUUGCAGUGUUGGCAAGGCCUGGGGCCCACACUGUGAGAAAUGUCCCCUUCCAGGAACAGCUGCUUUUAAGGAUAUCUGCCCUGGUGGAAUGGGUUAUACGGUUUCUGGCUCUCACAGAAACAAGCUAUAUCAUCACCCUGCAGUUAGAGUACAGCCACCUGUCAUUGGCAAGACCCAGAUUACUCAGCCUGUUGCUAAAGGUACUUCUCCUCCACCUCUCCCAGCAAAGGAAGAGCCAGUGGAGGCACUGAGCUUCUCACAGAAAAGUGAGCCUGAGGUGGCUGUGCAAGAAGUGACAACUGCAGCCCCUGAGCAGGAAUUAGCUUCACUUGAUGAUCAAGAAAAAACUAUACUAGAGCCUGGUCAGCCUCAGCUUUCUCCUGGAAUUUCAACAAUUAACCUGCAGCCACAGUUUCCAGCUGUGGUUGAGAGAACCUCCCCGCCCCUGCCUGUUGAAGUUGCUCCAGAAGUCUCUACAUCAAGUGCAAGUCAAGUGAUUGCACCUACUCAAGUUACAGAAAUCAAUGAAUGUACAGUGAACCCCGAUAUCUGUGGAGCAGGACACUGUGUUAAUUUGCCUGUGGGAUACACCUGCAUCUGCUACGAGGGCUACAAGCUUAAUGAACAACAGACAAAAUGUUCUGAUAUUAAUGAGUGUACUCAUACACCUCAUUUAUGCUCCCUUGGACGCUGUGAAAAUACAGAAGGAAGUUUCCUGUGUAUUUGCCAAGCAGGGUUCAUGGCUAAUGAAGAAGGAACAGACUGCAUUGAUUUCGAUGAAUGCUUGAGACCUCACACCUGUGGAGAAGGCUUUUGUAUAAAUACUAUUGGCUCGUAUAGAUGUGAAUAUUGUGACAGUGGAUACCGAAUGAAUAGAAGAGGUCAAUGUGAAGAUAUUGAUGAAUGCCUGAAUGAGAGUACUUGUCCAGAUGCACAGUGCAUUAACGCUCCUGGCUCGUAUCAGUGCGUUCCUUGCACAGAUGGAUUCAGAGGCUGGAAUGGACAAUGCCAUGAUAUAGAUGAAUGCCAGUAUGGCAGUUACUGUACAAAUGGACAUUGUGAAAACACUGAGGGAUCUUUCAGAUGUACUUGUAACUAUGGUUAUAAACUGUCUGCAGCAGAGGAUCAGUGUGAAGAUAUAAAUGAAUGUCAGCAAACAGCUCUGUGCACAAAUGGGCAUUGCAGAAACACAGAUGGGUCUUUCAGGUGUAUUUGCAAACCAGGUUACACACUAUCAUCUACGGGAGACCAGUGUGAAGAUGUUAAUGAAUGCUUCCAAGACAGUGAUAUUUGCCUUGGAGGAAACUGCAUGAAUACUGAUGGAUCUUAUGAGUGCAUUUGUCCAGAUGGCUUCCGGCAGAUGGCCAGCAGGGGUUGUCAAGAUAUCAAUGAAUGUGAAGAAUCUCAACUGUGUGUGCCUCAUGGGGAAUGCAUAAAUACAGGCGGUUCUUUCCACUGCACUUGUGAGCAGGGUUUUUCAGUUUCUACAGAUGGCCGAACAUGUGAAGAUGUUGAUGAAUGUGUUAACAGCACUGUAUGUGGCAAUCAUGGGUUCUGUGAAAAUACAGAUGGCUCCUACCGCUGCCUCUGUUACCAAGGGUAUCAGGACCCCCAGGAUGGGCAAGGGUGUGUCGAUGUGAACGAAUGUGAAAUGCUGAGUGGCGUAUGUGGUGAAGCCCUUUGUGACAAUGUAGAAGGUUCCUUCUUGUGUUUGUGUUCUGAUGACAACCAGGAGUAUGACCCAAUGACUGGACAGUGUCGCUUCCGUACCUCUCCAGAAUUACCGGUAGAUGCUGAUAAAUCUGAAAAUGAAAAGAAGGAAUGCUACUACAAUCUAAACGAUGCUAAUUUCUGCGAUAAUGUGCUGACAGCUAACGUUACCAAACAAGAAUGCUGCUGUACUUUGGGUGCUGGCUGGGGUGAUAACUGUGAAAUCUUCCCCUGCCCUGUCUUUGGAACUGCUGAAUUUACUGAUUUGUGUCCUGAAGGAAGAGGUUUCAUCCCCUCCGGUGAUUCAUCUUAUGGAGUCAUUGCACAGAAUUACAAAGAUGCAGAUGAAUGCCAGCUGUUUGGACAAGAGAUCUGUAAAAAUGGCUUCUGUUUGAAUACACAGCCAGGUUAUGAGUGUUACUGCAAACAAGGCACAUACUACGACCCUGUUAAACUCCAGUGCUUUGAUACUGAUGAAUGUCAAGACCCAGAUAGCUGUAUUGAUGGCCAGUGUGUUAACACUGAAGGAUCUUACAACUGUUUCUGUACACACCCAAUGGUUCUGGAUGCUUCAGAAAAGCGAUGUAUCAGACCAGCAGAUACAAGUGAACAAACUGAAGAAACUGAAGUCUUCCAGGACCUUUGCUGGCAAUAUCUGAGUGAUGAUUUUGUUUGUAGUCAACCUCUGGUGGGAAAGCAGACUACAUACACUGAGUGCUGCUGCUUAUAUGGUGAGGCCUGGGGCAUGCAGUGUGCCCUGUGUCCCAUGAAGGACUCAGAGGAUUAUGCCCAGCUGUGCAACAUUCAGUUUCCAGGAUCUCGGCGACCAUAUGGAGAAGAUGCUUUGAUCGACUUCGAAGAACAGUACACUCCAGAAACUAACCCGUACUUUGUUGAAGACCGUUUUCUAAACAGCUUUGAGGAAUUACAAGCAGAGGAAUGUGGCAUUUUGAAUGGAUGUGAAAAUGGCCGAUGCGUGAGAGUUCAGGAAGGUUAUACUUGUGACUGUUUUGAUGGCUACCACUUGGACAUGGCCAAAAUGACUUGUGUUGAUGUAAAUGAGUGCAACGAACUGAACAACAGAAUGUCUCUCUGCAAAAAUGCCAAGUGUAUUAAUACAGAAGGUUCGUACAAGUGUUUGUGUCUGCCAGGCUAUGUACCUUCGGACAAGCCAAACUACUGUACACCACUGAACUCAGAAAUAGACAGUGAACUGGAGUAAAAGAGAAGCUUCAUAACCUAAGCCCAUAUACCCUGCACUGUAUAAAGAAAAAAAGGAAAGUAUUUAACUUGAGAUGAGGAUGCAUCUAAUUUGAAGCAUUGACUACAUGGAAAACAGCAUUAAAAGGUGUCGUCUUGAAAGUGAAAUGUGAUGAGUUGAUAUACAUCAACUUCAUGGCAGUGACAGAGCAAAUGGACACAUUUCUCUAUAUGGAAGAAACAAUCAAGUAUAUAGUGUGUUCAUAAGAAAAAUUAAUUCAAAAUAGGUAAAACAGUGCUGUUAUUUUAAACAGAAGGGGUUUUUGUUUUGUUUUUUACUAUUGCUUGAUUAAUUUGGCAUUUAAAUAGUGGUGAAAAUAUUUUAUAUUACUUUUUCAUUUCUGAUUGUGCAGUUCUUUGCCUACUGUUUCUCUUCAGAUCUACUUUCUGAUCAGUGCAAAUCCUUUGAUACAGAUAUUGUUAGGCCAUUUUAUAAAAAUGAUUGCACAGGGUAAUGCUCCUCUUUGUCUGGAACAUUGAUCAGUGACUUUUUAAAUUGCCAGCUGUCUGCCCUGUGGAGCAGGUGCUGUUUGUUUUCAAUGUUUAUACACCUUGGAGAACAGUCCUUUAUAUGCAUUUUGUAUUCUUUAUGGUCUUUUACUGCACUUACAAUCUUUUAGAAACUUUCUUGCCAAGUUUCAAAGCUGCUAGUGGACAACCAAUGGAUUCCUUUUGUACAUUGAAACAAAAGAUUUGAGCUCACGUCCUAUUGUAAUAUGUAAAUUGAACACAAAAGAGAUCUUGUAUGAUUACCCUAACAUAUUAAAGCUGUAUAUUAAAACUCAAUAAAAAUCACCUUUUUUUUUAGAAAAGCGGCUGUUCA